Messenger RNA from Entelurus aequoreus (snake pipefish), 4577 nucleotides. It is a transcript of the gene vezt, whose product is annotated as vezatin, adherens junctions transmembrane protein. The record is from RefSeq and is a predicted model, not a curated record. Gene Ontology annotation, molecular function: myosin binding. The coding region runs from base 284 to 2632 and encodes 782 amino acids. The transcript has 13 exons. Gene Ontology annotation, cellular component: plasma membrane. Gene Ontology annotation, biological process: cell-cell adhesion. NCBI's taxonomy places the organism in Eukaryota, Metazoa, Chordata, Actinopteri, Syngnathiformes, Syngnathidae.
CUCACCUUAGUUUGUUUCCAUGUAUAACUUUCUCCGACUUUCUAGGACGUGUUUUAUGCCACUUCUUUUUCUGUCUCAUUUUGUCCACCAAACUUUUAACGUUGUGCGUGAAUGCACAAAGGGGGCGCUGUGACAACAACAAGCGUCGGUGUUUCCGGGCGAAACCCCGCAAAGCCUGAUGGGAGAUGUAGUAUUGACGUGGUUUAACAAGCCGGCCAAACCAGCGACUUCUCCGCCUCCCUCCGUCCAGACACAGUGAGCUACGCGCAGAUGGAGGAGCGCAAUGACGGAGGAGUUUGAUGAAGAUGUUGUAUUUGAGAACUCUCCUCUUUUCCAGUACCUGCACAAUCUAGGCCACACAGACUUCGAGGCAUGUCCCACGGCGGUGCAGGAGGCGGAGUAUGGCGGACAGGAGGGCGACCCCGGUUCAAAUCAGCAGAAAGGAGGCCUCAUGAACACGCUGGCUGAAGCCUGGUGGAGAUGGAGCCCGUUUCACUCCUCCUGCAAGCUGGAGCAGCAGCUGGACGGCGUGUUUGGCCAGUACUCUGUGAAGUCCAUUCUGGACCAGGAUGUCCUGCUCCAGGAGGACGUGGAGCUGAUCGAGCUGCUGGACCCCAGCCUGCUCACGUUGGGCUCGUCGCCCGGUACUUUGUCCCGACCCGGUUUCUUCGCCACACCCUCGUCAUGGGACGUAGCAGGUCUUGUGGGCCUGGCCGCAGUUUUGCUGGGUCUCUGCUCAGAGUCCGGGGGUCUGUGGUUGCUAGCCGCCGCCCUGCUAGGUUGGGCGGGGCUGAGGGCGGUGACGCUGUGGAGGCAAGCUCGAGUGCAGCGGGCCGUCCACGCCAGAGUCUCUCAGAUUCACACGCUGGUCCACAACAGCAAGACCCUGACAGGCUUGUCCCGUAAAGCUCUGCGUCUGGUCCAGGAAACAGAGGUCAUCUCCAGAGGGUUUACCCUUUUGCUCGACAGGGUGAGUGCGGCCGUCACCUUUAGCAGGGCGGGGCCGGGGGCGGUGCCACACGGACAGCAGCUGAUGGGACUGAGGAAGACCUUGUAUCGGGCCCUGCGCUCUGCCUUCCGAGCCUCCAGGAGAGCCACGUGUCACAUGCUGAAGGCGUUCCCGUUGAGCUCGGAGAUCGACAAUGUGACCAACUACGUGUCCGCCGUGCCUCUGAAGGAACUGGGUCUCGGCCUGGGAAUCGAACAUCUGGGUGACGAGCAGGCCCAGGAGCUUACAGACGACUACAGCCUCCCCGCCCUUAAGAUGCUGUACCAGCUGUGGGUGGGGCAAAACUCAGAGUGUUUCCGCAGAUUAGCUCUCCUCUUGUCGCAACGGCAACUGGAGGAGAAGUCCGAGGAAGGGGGCGUCCCCGCAGAAGAUUCUGCUCCGCCCGCUUUGCACCGCUCCAUCGCCGCAGUAACGGAGCCCCUCCACCACGCCCUGGCCGCUUGUCUCGGGGAGGUGCAGCGGAGCUACGACUUCCACCGCCACUUCCAGACGCAGGCGAAGACCUCGUGUUCGGACCGGAACGGUGGAGCGGGGGAGAAAUGCAGAGAGCUCAACAGUCUGCACACAUCCAUAAGAAGCCUCCAGCUGCACCUGAAGGCCGUGCUCAGCGAGAUGAUCAUCCUGGAAGACGACCUGGAGAAGCUGAUGGUGGCCAAGGAACCAAGGGAGCUCACUCUGGAGAGUUACCGAGACCUCAGCGAGCGCCUGCACCAGCUGCAGCCGCACAUGAAGGCCAGCACCGGCUGCUGGGACGACACCGUCGGUCAGGUGUCGCGCAUGCUGAGGCGGGCCAACGCCUGUCCAGGCUCUGCUCAGACUCCAGACCAGUGUGGUCCUCCUGAGACCGAGGUCCCUCCGCCUCCUCCUCCUCCAUCUUACCCCUUGAUCCUGGACAAAGAUCCGGUUCCAGAAGAGAUGGAGUGGGAGGGCUACGUGUCGGACUCAGACUCGGAAGGAGAAAGAAAGGGUUCCUGGUGCGACAUGUUGAGUCCCGAGGAACGGGAACGUCAGCGGCGUGGGAGGGAGGAGUCCCGCCGCGUCCUGUCCGAGCUUAAAGUGGUGCUGGGCUUCCGUGCGUCCGACGGCGAGAGGAUGAAGAGGAAGCAGAUGCUCUUCAGCGACCAAGCUGCCAUGACACCUUCGACUUGCGCUCGCGGCGCCGAUGCCGACACGGGUUCAGCAGAAAGAGGCGAGGAAGGAGGAAGCAUCCCAUCAGAGUGCACUGCAGGAAACCACGAGGAAGCGAGGGAAGGAAAGGACGAGCGGGUGAGGCCUGACCCCUCUGACAAGCCGCUGACUGAGUUCAGCUGCGGUCGGGAGGCGGAGGACGCCGACAUGGCAGGAGCGUUGGUUUCCACCAGAGGAGGGGGCGGAGCGUCCGAGCUGCACGAGUACGACGGCGUCCUGGAGGAGGGGGAGGAGCAGCAGAACGGUCUGGACCGCCCCAGGAAGCCCAAAGUUCCCACUCUCUCCGUCAUGGACCGUCUGACGGACAUCCACGGCUUGGACGUGCUCAGCUUCAGCUCCGCCCUCGCCGCCCAGGUAGCUGCGCGCUCGCACCUGGCCAGGAAACUGGAGGAGCAGACAUUUGGAGAUGAUGAUGAUGAAGAAGAGGAGCAGUGAGCAAAGACUACCUCCAUGAUUGUCCAGUAUUUCCUAUUGUUCAUCUUCCUUUACUGCUUUACACUCAGGUACCAAACCACCUGUGACCUCAUCUGUGAAGACCGAGGCUCCGUCCAAUCAACACUGAUUAUUAUUCUACCAAAUACAACUGGACUUAUAGGCCUACUGAAAUGACAUUUUUUUAUUUAAACGGGGAUAGCAGAUCUAUUCUAUGUGUCAUACUUGAUAAUUUCGCGAUAUUGCCAUAUUUUUGCUGAAAGGAUUUAGUAUAAAACAACGACGAUAAAGAUCGCAACUUUUGGUAUCUGACAAAAAAAAGCCUUGCCCCUACCGGAAGGAGCGUGACGUAGUCAGCUGAACAUUUCCGCAAAGUUCCCUAUUGUUUAGUGAUGGCGGCCAGAAGUGAGAGCGAUUCGGACCGAGAAAGCGACGAUUUCCCCAUUAAUUUGAGCGAGGAUGAAAGAUUUGUGGAUGAGGAACGUUAGAGUGCAGUUCAAGACAUAUCUUUUUUCGCUCUGACCGUAACUUAGGUACAAGCUGGCUCAUUGGAUUCCACACUCUCUCCUUUUUCUAUUGUGGAUCACGGAUUUGUAUUUUAAACCACCUCGGAUACUAUAUCCUCUUGAAAAUGAGAGUCGAGAACGCGAAAUGGACAUUCACAGUGACUUUUAUCUCCACGACAAUACAUCGGUGAAACACUUUAGCUACGAGCUAACGUGAUAGCAUCGUGCUUUAACUGCAUAUAGAAACAAAAGAAAUAAACCCCUGACUGGAAGGAUAGACAGAAAAUCAACAAUACUAUUAAACCAUGGACAUGUAACUACACGGUUAAUGCUUUCCAGCCUGGCGAAGGUUAACAAUGCUGUGCUAACGACGCCAAUGAAGCUAACUUAACAACCGGACCUCACAGAGCUAUGCUAAAAACAUUAGCUCUCCACCUACGCCAGCCAGCCUUCAUCUGCUCAUCAACACCCGUGCUCACCUGCGUUCCAGCGAUCGACGGUGCGACAAAGGACUUCACACGAUCACAGAUGCGGUUGGCGGCCCGGAGACAUAGGAAGUCAAGGUGAGGUCACCGGCUAGCGCAUCUGCUCUCCAACAAAGUCCUCCGGUUGUGUUGCUGUAGUCCGCUGCUAACACACCGAUCCCACCUACAACUUUCUUCUUUGCAGUCUUCAUUGUUCAUUAAACAAAUUGCAAAAGAUUCACCAACACAGAUGUCCAGAAUACUGUGGAAUUAUGAAAUGAAAACAGAGCUUUUUGUAUAGGAUUCUACGGGGUACCAAUACUUCCGUUUAACUGACUACAUCACGCGCAUACGUCAUCAUACCGAGACGUUUCAGCCGGAUAUUUCCCGGGAAAUUUAAAAUUGCACUUUAUAAGUUAACCCGGCCGUAUUGGCAUGUGUUGCAAUGUUAAGAUUUCAUCAUUGAUAUAUAAACUAUCAGACUGCGUGGUUGCUAGUAGUGGCUUUCAGUAGGCCUUUAAGUUUCACGGGAAAAAAAGCCUCGGUGGCUUAGAAGAGAACCAUGUGGAACGCCACCAAUACUAAUACUAUGAUCAUGUAGCAUCAUGGUCAUUCAUUAUUAUUUGUUGAAAGUUGUUCUACAUUGGGGGAAUACUUUCUGCAGUGUUCUUUAGUGUUCUAAUCCAAAGCGAAAAGACCUUGACUAAAACCACAGGAAGAGAAGUGAAAUUUGAUUUGCACUGUGCAUUCAUAAACAUCUAGAAAUGGACUAUUUGAAGACCAUUACUUGUGAAGUGGCCUUUGGGGGACUAAGUCAUGACCGAUAAUGACGAUCUGCUUGCUGGGAAUCAUCAUGUCCGUCAUGUGAGGGACAAUCUCUUUUCAUAUGACGUCAUAGAAGCCAGACUUGGUCUACACCUUCCCGGACUUGACACUCCUCAUCCCUUUUUUUCCCAAAGUGAAAUAAAAUACUAUUCA